AUGCACCUAAAGGACCGCCAAUGGCACACGGAUGUUAAGCUUCUCUACUGCCCAUAUAUCAUACGUGGUAAUUGGGUUGGUCUUUGCAUCGACUUACCUUCCCAUAAAAUUACCGUACUACUACCAGACCCUACAGAAUACGCCCUCAAAGAAGUUGAGAAGGAGCUACUACCUCUUGCUUCGUCGUUACCCUUUCUCAUAACAAACUGUGCUACCAAUGCUGAAAUGGAAGCAGACAUAUCUGAAUCGUUCACUAUCACCAGCUAUGUGGGUGAAUGGGAAAUCAAAUGCAAAGGUUCGCAUGGCAUCACAACUAUUUUGCUACUUGAACUACAUACAUCUAAUACACUUACUUUCUCAGCUAACCUCUACGAAGCAAGUAUUAUAGAUACUGGAAAGAACUAUGGCGUUAAGAUAUUCGAGAAAUUUAAUUUCUCUCUACCAUUACGCAUGUGUUAG
Messenger RNA from Arabis nemorensis, 459 nucleotides. The record is from the annotation of a GenBank genome assembly. Lineage: Eukaryota; Viridiplantae; Streptophyta; Magnoliopsida; Brassicales; Brassicaceae.